This is a messenger RNA of Salarias fasciatus (jewelled blenny), 2235 nucleotides long. RefSeq names its product doublecortin-like kinase 3 (gene dclk3). The transcript is spliced from 8 exons. Bases 1 to 2235 code for a protein of 744 amino acids. The record is from RefSeq and is a predicted model, not a curated record. Gene Ontology annotation, molecular function: ATP binding; protein kinase activity. Gene Ontology annotation, biological process: intracellular signal transduction; protein phosphorylation. Lineage: Eukaryota; Metazoa; Chordata; Actinopteri; Blenniiformes; Blenniidae.
AUGACGCCCUCGCAGAAAGGCCGGUACGGAUGCGACGCGGCCCGUAAUCCUAAAUGGAGAUUAGCAGCUCCCCCCAUCCCCGCGGUGAAGCGUCCUGUCGGGGUACCCCAGCCAUGGCCGGUCCAUCCUCACCCGGCCGGACGUGUCCACGGGUCACACUUCCCUCCUCCUCCUCCUGCUGCUCAGCUCUUCCACACUCGACAUGCAGAGGAAAGCGCCGAGAGGCCCCAUCUCAUCACUGUCGUUCGCCCAAGUGGUCACAGCUCACUACGAAAGGUAACAGUGCUGUUGAACCGCAGGGGUGUGGUAUCCUUUGAGCAGCUGCUAUUGGAUAUCUCGGAGGCGUUGGGGUUUCCUCGCUGGCACAGGGCCAGAGUCACACGCCUGUACACCACACACGCCCGAGAGGUGAAGGGCGUGUGUGAAUUCUUUCGAGGCGAAGUGGCUUUCCUCGCUCUCGGUAAGGCUCGCCCUGAGCUGAGCAGCGUGCAGGAGGCUCUGGAGGAACUGUUCCCUGAGGAUUCGCACUACCGAGCCGACGCCCUGCGUGCCUGGGAGAGGAGACUCAGGCCGCCGCCGGACAAAGCAGCGAAGGCUGACAGCGGAUACAGUGAGGGGACGGACAGCAGCGGCACGAACCAGGAGACACACCAGGUCGCAAAUACAAAGAAUCACAAACACGUCCAGAAAUCUCAACAAAUAGACAAUCACAAGCUAGAGAGAUACGAUUUUGACUCCCAGAGGUCUGAAAAAAAGAAUGCAUGCAGAAAACCUGCUCAUCCUCCCAACCACCUGCAGAGACUGCACAUCAGGGGAGGCGUCAGGCAGCGGCAGGCCUCUGUUAUCGGCCCGUUUCAGCACGAAGAACGUUUUGGAGAGGAAGACAUACUGUCACCCGCCCUGUGUGAAAACUGCUUAUCGAGACGAGCGAAGCAUCAGGGUGCAGAGCUGAUCAACACGCUGUCUGGGAGGGUCCCGCUUCCUCCUGUGUCAAGAAAGCAAAAAGGAAGCCCUCCGACAGAGCAGGAAGUGAAGAAUGACACGCCACCUCCUCAGCCAGCCGGCGCAGGUCAGGAGAAAAGCUUGGUACGCUCACAACUUUUAAACUCCGCUUCAGAGGUGGGUGAAGUGCACACCGUCCCACAGAAGAAGACGAGCACGCUGGACCUGCCGUCAGAGGGCGGAGACGCCACCCUGUCGGACAUCGAGCAGUGCUACGACAUCGGACGCGUGGUUGGCGACGGGAACUUUGCGGUGGUGCGAGAGUGCCGCCGCCGUGACAGCGGCCAAACCCUUGCCAUGAAGAUCGUGGAGCGCUCCAAGCUGAUCGGCCGAGAGCACAUGAUGCAGAACGAGCUGAGCCUGCUGGGCAGCCUGUGCCACCCUCGUAUCGUGCGGCUGUUUGCGCACCAUCACACGCACACGCACUCCUACCUAGUGAUGGAGCUGGUGAGCGGAGGGGAUCUGUUCGAGGCCAUCAGUGAAAGUGGCAAGUUCUCAGAGGCAGCAGCAGGGCUGAUGGUGUCGGACGUGAGCGAAGCUCUGAGUUACAUCCACAGCAAGAGCAUCGUGCACAGAGACCUCAAGCCAGAGAACCUGCUGAUAGAGCAAGCAGCUGCUGGUGUCUGUCGGCUGAAGCUGGGAGACUUUGGUCUGGCCAUGGUAGUGACUGAACCCGUCUUCACCAUAUGUGGCACGCCUACAUAUGUGGCUCCAGAGAUCCUCUGUGAGACAGGUUAUGGAGUAGAGGUGGACGUGUGGGCUCUGGGCGUGAUCCUCUACAUCCUGCUGUGCGGCUUCCCUCCAUUUCGGAGUCGAGAUCGGGACCAGGAGGAGUUGUUUCAGCUGAUAAAGCAAGGACAACUUCACUUCCCGUCCCCUUACUGGGACUCCAUCUCGGAGGAAGCCAGAGGCCUCAUCAGAGCUUUGCUUCAGCCCGACCCCACAGUGAGGCUGGCAGCAGAGCAGACCCUCCAGCACCCCUGGGUGAAAGCCAUGGCUUCAGCCUGCAGGCAGAGGGCGCUCACAGACAGAAGUCUGAAGAACACUGGAGAUGUUGCAGCACAACCGGAAAGACUCCGGUUACCAGCUCAAACAAACUCAGAAGAGUCACAGGAAAGCAAAACAACAGCAGACGUUGGUAGCAAAGCAGGUAUCCCCCGUAAAGAUCUCAGAUUAUAUGAUGAGAAACAAAACAACCUUCUUCAUCCGCCCGUCAACACGAGCAAGACUUAA